AUGCCUAACAAGCCUGACAAAAGCCUCAAGUCCUUAACGGACGCCCAAGCCCGAAAGAUUCUUUCCGGUGAUGACCCCGCCACCACUGCCGCUUUCUACGAGGCCGAAGUACAAGAGGUUGAUGAAGACCUGGUUCUCAAGUACUGGGAAGAUGCCGGCUGUCGUGACCAAGCUACCAACCUCAGCAAGGACCGCGUCCUCAAGAUCUUGGACGAGAUUAAGCGAUAUUGGGUCUACCACCUGGUCUCGCGAUUUGAUUUGCCCGAGGUUGACUGGGAUAACAUUGACGAGGAAGAACUUGCAAACUACGACUUUUCAAACUAA
This is a messenger RNA of Fusarium venenatum, 324 nucleotides long. NCBI's taxonomy places the organism in Eukaryota, Fungi, Ascomycota, Sordariomycetes, Hypocreales, Nectriaceae. The record is from RefSeq and is a predicted model, not a curated record.